Molecule: messenger RNA, 1140 nt
Organism: Acanthosepion pharaonis
Lineage: Eukaryota; Metazoa; Mollusca; Cephalopoda; Sepiida; Sepiidae
Source: the annotation of a GenBank genome assembly
AUGUUUUUCUGUACUCUCUCAUUCUAUAUGUUUUUCUAUACUCUCAUCUAUGACUUUUCUAUACUCUCUUAUUCUUUUUUUUAUAUACUCUCUUAUUCUAUAUUUUUUCUAUACUCUCUUAUUCUAUAUUUUUUCUAUACUCUCUCAUCUAUGUUUUUCUAUACUCUCUCAUCUAUAGACUCUUAUUCUAUAUGUUUUUUCUGCACUCUCUUAUUCAAUAUGUUUUUUCUGUACUUUCUUAUUCUAUAUGUUUUUUUUGUACUCUCUUAUUCAAUAAUUUUUAUACUCUCUUAUUUUAUAUGUUUUUGUUACUCUCUUAUUCUAUAUGUUUUUCUAUACCCCCUCAUCUAUAUGUUUUUCUAUACCCCCUCAUCUAUAUGUUUUUCUAUACCCCCUCAUCUAUAUGUUUUUCUAUAUUCUAUGUUUUUUCAUCUAUUCAUAUUUUUAGAUACUCUUAUUCUAUAUGUUUUUUCUGUCAUCUAUAUGUUUUUUCUUAUUCUAUGUUUUUUCUAUACUCUCUUAUUUUUUCAAUAUUAUAUGUUUUGUAUACUCUUAUUCUAUAUGUUUUUUUAUUCUUAUUCUAUGUUUUUUUCUCUUAUUCCCUUUUUAGAUACUCUCUUAUUCUAUAUGUUUUUUUUCUAUACCCUCUCAUCUAUAUGUUUUUCUAUACCCUUUCAUCUAUAUGUUUUUCUAUACCCCCUCAUCUAUAUGUUUUUCUAUACCCUUUCAUCUAUAUGUUUUUCUAUACCCUCUCAUCUAUAUGUUUUUGUAUUCUCUUAUUCUAUAUAUUUUUCUAUACCCUCUCAUCUAUAUGUUUUUCUAUACCCUCUCAUCUAUAUAUUUUUGUAUACUCUUAUUCUAUAUGUUUUUCUAUACCCUCUCAUCUAUGUGUUUUUGUAUACUCUUAUUCUAUAUGUUUUUCUAUACCCUCUCAUCUAUAUGUUUUUUCUAUAUCUCAUCUUAUUUUUGUAUACCCUUAUUCUAUAUGUUUUCUAUACAUCCUCAUCUAUAUGUUUUUGUAUACUCUUAUUCUAUAUGUUUUUCUGUACUCUCUUAUUCUAUAUUUUUCUGUACUCUCUUAUUCUAUAUUUUUUUAUACUCUCUUAUUUUAUGUUUUCGAUACUCUCUUAUUCCCCAUAA